Molecule: messenger RNA, 2248 nt
Organism: Ilex paraguariensis (yerba mate)
Lineage: Eukaryota; Viridiplantae; Streptophyta; Magnoliopsida; Aquifoliales; Aquifoliaceae
Source: the annotation of a GenBank genome assembly
UCGUUUCCCUCCGUACCCCUGGUCCAGUAGCAACCGUCUCUCGGAAGAUCUAUAGUUCAGAGGAAGAGGUUUGGAAACCAGAGAGAGAACUUCUGGUAGAAUUGCACAGAGUUGGAAAAAUAAUGGCGGAGAUACUAAGCCCUAAGGCUUCAAAGCAGAGACCUCCGACGGCGACGCGUCUACAAUCGCCAACUAGUCCCUUCUUUUUGGCCUCAAACAAUGAUGAACUCGAACGAGCUCAGUCGCGGGCCGUCCGUGCCGCUGCCAUUAGACGCAAAGCAAUAGAUUCAAUUGCCGCUCCUCCUCCUACUCCGUCCGAUCCUUGUCUUAGCAAAGAUCAGAUCGUUGAGUUGUUCCAAAAUUGCAUUAAGCUUGCGAGUGAGAAUAAAAUAAACCAAAAGAACAGUUGGGAGCUGAAGCUUAUAGAUCAUCUGAGCGAGAUUAUUCAACCGGUGGAUGAUGCGGAGACAAAUUUUCUAAAGUUCACUCAGAAGCAUAUAAGGUGCUUGGUCGAAUCAUUCGAGCAGGAGGAGAAGAUGAACAAGUUCCCAGAGGCCAUCACUUUUCAAAUGCUUGUAACGAGACAACAUGCUUAUCUCACAUUUUUUGAAAAUACAAAUUACGAGUUGGGGACAUGCAAUGCCCUUGCACAAUGUCACUCUGGUGGUGGUGAAACUGUGUCAGAGGGUGAUAACAUCAAGAAUGGACAAGAUGAGGGUCGUUCUAUGAAAGAGAUAGAGAUGAAGAUGUCACCUUUGUCGACACUGGAACCAUCUUUUGAAGCUCUGAAUGUGAAGAAGUUCGAUGUUGCAUUUGCAGUGGAUCCUCUUUAUCACCAAACAUCUGCACAAUUUGAUGAAGGUGGAGCUAAGGGUCUCUUAUUGAAUAAUCUUGGAGUUUAUGGAGGAUGUCGAGUACUAUUUGAUUCCCUAGAAGUACCAAGAAAGUGUAUGUCAUGUUCAAUUCAAAACACUAAUUCCGAUAUGAUUGAUAUCUCUUUUGCCAGAGAAUACGUUGAACAGAUGCUCAUGAAUAUGCCCAGAAAAAAUGAAAUUUCUCCAACUUUCAGGAAAAUAGUUUGCCAAUUUGAAGAAGAUAAUCAAAAGUUUUCACAUGCAUUUACUGAAGGCCAGAAAUCUGCAGUUAUGGCUGAUUCUGUUGAGGACAUUAAUCAUCCUGUGAAUGAUAAUCCAUCUCGAAGCUUUGAGACAGGGAACUUUGGUCCUGAUGAGGAUGCAAGUGUAGUUGAUGAAAGCUUCAACUUUGGAGAUACAACUUCUUUAAGUCAUAAUGAGGAGAGUCAUUGCUAUGCAUCCUAUGAGGCUGAUGUGGAAGGAAAAUAUGAGGAAUUUGCUUUAUGUUCAGAAGAAUUUCCUGCCACCAAAAGCAGAACAGGUUUGUCAACAAAGAGGCCAACGGACAGUACACCUCUGGAACUUGAUAUUGAUUUUAUUAAGUUUCUGGAUCAAGAAUUUCCAGGUAUCUUUGCUCCCCCAAAAAAUCCCAGGUCGCUUCUGCUACCUGCAAAUAGAAUGCCUGGGAGUAACACACUUCCUGAAGAUUGCCAUUAUCAACCAGAAGAUCUUGUCAAGUUGUUUCUUCUUCAUAAUGUUAUGUGCUUUGGGGGAAGAAGAAGAAAACUUUCAGAUGAUGGCUCAUGGCAACACAACAAUAAUUUUGAUGAACAAUUGCCUACAUGGGACAAUGACAAUCUGUUUGGUGGCCAAUAUGAUGAUGACUGUGUCCAUAGUGAUCUGGAAGAUUCAGACGGACUUGUCUCUCAUCCUCGUCAGGUAACUAAGAUUGAAGUUCAGUAUGACAAAACUUCUAAACAAGUUGAUGUGCAUGUGCUCAGGGAAACCCUUUGGGAUCACAUACAAGAAUCUGUUCGCGUGCCAGAAACAGUUUGCAAGGACACGGUAUCUUUUAAACAUGUUCUAGCCACCUUUCCUGAAGAAUGCCAAACUGCACAGCCGGAGGAUAUUUCGCCUCAUCUGUGCUUCAUUUGCCUAUUGCAUUUAGCCAAUGAGCAUUGUUUAAGCAUCACUAACUGCCCCACCUUCGAUGAACUCACUAUUUACCUUCCUUCUCAUGGAAAACACGCAUGAAGUUCCCCAUGCACCUCAUAGUAACAGCGCAUAAUCGUUCCGAGAGACAAAUGCAAUGAAGAGUAGCAAGCUUUUCCUAGCAUCAAGUUUUUGGCCAUUCUACACAGGAUAUGCAAGGUGCAGAUAUAUAUAUAUAUAUA